Molecule: messenger RNA, 1803 nt
Organism: Pedinophyceae sp. YPF-701
Lineage: Eukaryota; Viridiplantae; Chlorophyta; Pedinophyceae
Source: the annotation of a GenBank genome assembly
AUGGACGGACCUCGACAGGAGGCACUGCGCCGCUCCGCCGCCGCCCUCGCAGCGGUCGCCGUGCCGGCUCUAGCGGCUGCUUGUGGGCCCCGCGGCAUCGCCACCGCCGCCCGCCGCGGGCUGCCAGCCCUCACGGCGCUGCGGUCGCCCUCCCUGCUGGCCCGCAGCUCCCGCCACCCCUCACGCGCACCCGGAUGCGCAGCGUCGCGCGCUGAGAGGCCGCGCCGUGGCAUGGCGUCGACGACAUCGACCACGGCCGGGGGCGGGGGGCUCCCUGGGGGCCUCGUGGCCAUGGGCCUCGUGGGCGUGGGUCUCGCAGGGUGGUCGUUCCGGCAGGCCACGGGCGGCGAGGAGGGGGGGGGUUUUGCGUCUCUGUUCGGUAUGUCCGGCGACAAGAAAUACUCCCCCGAGGAGGUGGCGACGCACGACUGCGCGGAGAAGGGCAUCUGGGUGACGUACAAGGGCGAGGUCUACGACGUCACGGACUGGGUCAACCAGCACCCGGGCGGCGCGGGGGUGUUCGCCAAGGUCGCGGGCGGCUCGAUCGACGCGGACUGGGCGGCCCUGAAGUUCCACGAGGAGAAGGCGCUUCAUAUCUUGAAAGAGUACCGAAUCGGAUCUCUUACGUACGAUCCGGCGGCGCAGCAGCAGUUCGGCGACCCGUACGCGAACGAGCCCUCGCGCGCGCACAAGCGCGUCCGCGUGCUCCAGGAGGGCCCGUUCAACGCGGACCCCAGCCCGGCGGAGCUGGCAGCGCACGACGUGACGCCGGCGGAGCUGCUGUACGUGCGGAACCACUACCCGACGCCGGCGCUGGACAAGGAGAAGUACAAGGUGCAUCUGAACAUGCUCGGGCAGGCGAUGGCGUACUCGGUCGCGGACCUGCGGGCGAUGGGGGAGGCGUCGGUGACCACGGUCCAGGCGUGCUCGGGGAACCGCCGGAGCCAGGUGAAGUCGACGGGCGUCAACGGGCUGUCGUGGACGACCGCGGUGGGCAACGUGACGUACACGGGCACGCCUCUCAAGCCCCUGCUGCUCCGCAUUGCCAAGGAGCAAGGUCUCGACGAGUCGGACCUCGCGGAGCACCACGUGUACAUCACCGCGCACGACCGCGCCCCGAGCGGCACGCCCUUUGCCAACGCCAUCGCCUUCGACCGCCUCCCGCCGGACUCGCUCCUCGCGUGGUCGAUGAACGGCAAGGACCUCGACCCCGACCACGGCUACCCGCUGCGCGUCGUCAUGCCGGGCCUGUCCGGGCACUAUCAAGUCAAGUUCCCUGACAGCAUUGUCCUCAUCGAUAGGUCCAAAGUGACGGUGCCGCCGGACCUGCAAGCGGGCGUGGAGAGCGGGGCGCUGUCGGAGUCGCUCGCGGUCGACGUGGCGCUCGCGGACGAGUCCCGCGCGUAUUUGAAGUACGACCGCGAGGGGGCGCUGGUGGGGAUGGCCGAUGUGUUGCCGGUGCAGGCGCAGAUCCUGGCGGCGGAGGUCGGGGCGGACGGGGCGGUGACGCUGCGUGGGAUCGCGCACGGGCGGGCCGCGGGGCCAGUGCGGACCGUGGAGGUGUCGUGGGACGGCGGCGCGGCGUGGCACGCGGUGCGGCUGGGGGCCGACACGGGCGCGCGUGGGUGGCGGCGGUGGGAGGUGCAGGUGCCGGCGCGGGCGCUCGCGGGGCGCGAGGAGGUCGAGGUGUUGUGCCGGGCGACGGACGCGGAGGGCAACGCGACGCCGCGGGAGGCGCCGUGGAACAAGCGCGGCCUCGACGCCAACAGCUGGGACCGGUACGUGGUCCCGACGCACAGCUAG